AUGAUUGACCAGUUAAAACAAGCAUGUAAUAAACUUGAAAGAGUUCCUGGCUUCUACUCCAUUGACGAGCAAAUGGUACCAUUUACUGGUAGAUUUAUUCUUCGUCAAGUAGUCCGAAAUAAACCGCGCCUGGUGGGUCUGAAGAACUUUGUGCUGACCACAAGUGAAGGCUUGAUGCUUGACUUCGACAUUUAUCGAGGAGCAAAAACCAUGUUUGGAGAUACAUCUCUUGGACUUGGAGCUUCUGUGGUACUGCAUCUGGUGAAAAGUGUCCCGCCCGGAAGAUGUGUCUACCACGACAGAUAUUUUACCAGUGUUCCGCUAAUUGAAGAGAUGACUAAGAGGAAUCUUCACAGCACGGGAACAAUUAUGUUCAAUAGGAUCCCUGACCGUGCUGUAAUUAAAUUUAAACCAGAUGCUAGGAUGGCUCGUGGAGAAUCGCAGCAGUAUGUUUGCGAACCGACUGUCGUCGUCAAAUGGAAGGACAAUAAGUCGAUUAUAAUGGCGUCAAACUGCACCGGCUCAUCCUCAUCUUUAAUCGUCAAGAGAUGGGAAAAACGCACGAAGAUGUAUGACUCUCGAGAGCAAUGCGAUAGCAAUCAACAAGCAAUA
Molecule: messenger RNA, 612 nt
Organism: Brenthis ino (lesser marbled fritillary)
Lineage: Eukaryota; Metazoa; Arthropoda; Insecta; Lepidoptera; Nymphalidae
Source: the annotation of a GenBank genome assembly